CGGAAAUUAACAAUCCCGUGAUGUCAGGGGGAGUGUUAGCAUAGCAUAGGAAUGUCAAGAGAGAUUUUCAGUAUCCCGACUCAUAAAAUUACCAAAGAACAACGUAAAAGUCAGAGUUAGCUUUCGUUUUCGUCGGGUAAAAUGGACUUACCUCUGUCGGGACGUGUUAUUUGACGCAUUUCUUCUAACGGACAGUAGCGGGAUGAGGGAUCCAUAACGGGGAGAUGCUGCAACCGCUGUGCUAGCCCUGCCUCGCCGCCGCAGUCCCAGCUCAGAUUUCUUGACCACACAGACACAAAUAACUUAAACUACUUGGUGUAACAGAGAGGCGAUGGCACGGUUUGUGUUGGAGCAAACAUCAGAUUUCCUGGACUACAACGGUGGAGCUAAUCUGGCUGAAGUUUUGACACAGAGGAGCAGCGACCUGUCAGAUGUACGAGUCAGUCCAGAAGGACGCCACAUUCACGUUAUCCUACGCACACCCACCGCGGGGCUUGUGACUUUUGACAAAUACCAAAGACCCCAUCUUGCCUUAUCCCAGAAGAAGCAGGAUUUAUGCUUAACCCGGACUGUUCCUAUUUUGGAUCUAUUGUACUUGACGCAAAACUCCACAGACUCCGCAGUUCUCGCAGUGAUUUAUGACAAUGGAAAAGCGGAGUUUUGGAGAUUUCGGGAGUCCAAACCAGGCUGGCAUUUGCUCCAAACGUCAGAUUUGUGCAACAGCCCUCGAGCUAAAGUGGUAUCAGUGUGUGCAUGCGCUAACUCGAUUAUUUGGUGCGAGGAAAGGCCCCCCUCUGAGAGCUCUCCUGUCCUGAGCUCUUCAAGGAAUAAACUGAGGUACUGUGUUUGUAGGAGGGACUUUGAGGUGGAGGAGGGCGGGGUUGUUUUGAGAGGGGUCAAGAUUGCACUGCACAAUAAUCCUAAAUUCACUGUCAUUAGUUCAGGGGAUUAUGUUUAUCUUCUGCCAGACUUAAAAACCAAACCAUUGGUCAUCAUCAACAAGGUCAUCCUCGGUUGGUCUCCUCGCCGGGACACUUUCAGGUUAAGCACCACUUGUAAAAGUACCCCAAUCAAAGAAGACACCUUAUCAACCAAAGAAUCUGACUUUAAAAGAUUGCUUGCAGACUGUUUAGGUUUCUUAUCAGUACUGGACUCCCCUGAGAUCUGUUCAUACUCAUCUACAGGUUGUGGAGGUUUGGCACUUCUGCUCAGCUCAGGGUGGGCGUGUUUUCUGCAAAAAGAAGGUAUACUCCGUCAAGUUUAUAAACUGGACUAUAACUUGCAUACAUUUGGUCCCCACACCAGCCUCUGCAUGUACCAGGAAACUCUAGCUUUACUGACAGACCAAUCACUUCAUCUUAUAGACGUAAACUGUGGUACAGAACGUGGGACGAUAAAAAUAAAAAAUGCAGGGUUGCUAUUUAGAAAUCCGAAUGAGAAAAGCAUGCCGCAGUUUGUCUCAGAGGAGGGGAUCUAUGUAGUAACAGAAACAAAGGAUGUAAAUUCAAAGUUAAAAUCUUCCGGAUCAAGUAAAGUGGAGAGCAUUCAGCCUGGAGCGCUCCUGAUUGAAGCUGUCUUCGAAGAGGCGUGUAAAUAUUAUCAACAGAGAAGUCUAAGCAGCACUAGACUCACGGUGGACGCACUGAAAAAAGGAGGAAGGUUCCAGGCUCCUAUCUCAUUAGCCACUAUCCUCAGGACCUAUCUCAGGACAGGAUGGAGGCACAGGGAGGAGCAAAAUGGCAUCCUAAAUGGCGAUGAGGCUGUAGCAGGACAGGAUAAAUUGAUGAGUUCUCUCGAGUCGGAGUUGAAAGCUUUGGUUGCUCUGGAGGAGAUCAAAGGUCGCCUGGUGAAGGGCAGUGUCAAAGAGGUGGAAGCACUGUGUGAGAAUCUGGUGGAGACAGAGGUGUCCAGACUUCUGUCGUCUGCGGAGAUCGAUAAAGAUUCACUGCUUUACCUUAACACUAUUUUUAAACUGUUCCCUUGUCAAGCUUGGAGGGCAGUUCAGGCCACGCUUCAGUUUCACUACAAUGGGGAGGGUUUGUCCAGCAGUUCUCUUCAUGAAAUCUGGAAAACUGUGUUAAGUCCUGCUCCUACCUCCCCUGUUAGCAAUCAUUGCACCAAUGGGGAGUACAAGCAUAGCCUGAAUGCUAAUCAUAUCACUAAUUCGAAACUGAAAGUGCCAAGUGUGCCUGCUGUCAUGCCCGUGUUCGAACUGCUGUGCCACUCGGUGUACCUGUUUGAACCUAGCUGGCUGCCUUCAUUCCUAGAGUUGUCCCAGCAGCAGCAGGGGUCAGCCGGGCUAGCUCUGAGCCUAGUUUCUUCAUCGUGGGGGUUUCCUAGCGGGAGAGGAGCUGAAAGCAGUGACAAAAAUGUGCCAUUGUACAAACGCGCCUUGUCUGUGGUCUCAAGCCUAAGCUCAGAUCAAGAGCAGAGCCAGGACUUGGAAGUAGAGUUGUUGCUGGUUAGUGGACGACCCAAUGCCAUCCUUCAAGCUCUGAGGAUUCUAAUGGGCAGACAACAGUGGGAUAGGGUCACCCAAGUAGCCAAGAAAUUCUGCAAACAAAGUCCACUUCUAAACAAGGAAAUCUUCAGUACAUUACUGUGUGAAGUGGCACAACACAGAGAACUGGACCCUUAUCUGGAGCUACUGUGGUCGCUUUGCCCUGAAGACAUCACUGUGACAAACAUACUCAACAUGGUUCUAAAAAAUCUGCCUUCUCCAAAAUCAAAUUCAUCCUUGUCUUUCCCCUUGUCCACUGCAGCCACCUCUUCCCCGGCCCCAUUCGCAAACUCUCAGAGCAGUCAGCUGACCAUCGGCCUGCUCAAACCUCUACUCCGAAAAGUUCUGGAGAGAGAGACAAAAAGUAAUCAGGGCUAUGUGGACAUCCUACAGUCACCAUCAUACCCCCCUCCUACACCCCCCCGGCAGCCCGUGGAGCGGCCCAGGACGGGCACAAGUGAGAGUACAGAGUCCGACAAUCCAGUGUCCACAAUGGUCGGAUCAUGACUUUACCAGCCAAUCUAACUUAAUUAGCCUCACCAGUGUCUGUUAAACCGUCUACUGUCGGCAGAAGCACAAUAUGAGAGACUUUCUAAUGCUGUGUAAUUGUUUUAUUUAAUUUGGAAAUUAUCCAGUGCAGUAUGACUACUAAUAAUGCAGUAUAACUACUGAUCUUACCAGUGUAAAUAAUGCCUAUUUAAAAUAUGACUUUGCCUUGUUAUUUAAGCCUUAAAGUUUGCAUGAUGCUUGUACAUAACACACUUGUGAAUUAAUGAGUAUUACAAAUACUUAAUGUAUUAUGUUAGUGCCUCAAUAACUACCAAAACAAGCCACUUUCCCAGUAAGAGGUACUGAUUUUUAAAGUGUUGAAUGUAGAAAGUUUAAAUUAGUCAGUGCCUGAUUGCUGUUGUCUGUCACCUGUUAUAGCCAUUGUUUAGUGUCUGGAUACAGUAGACAUAGUAACAAGAUAAUGAUGCAAUACUAUGAAGAAAAUCUAUAUUCUGCUGCAUUGUUGUUGCUAGUUCACUAUUUUGAAGUUAAUAUCUCACAAACGCUCAAGCAGUAACUAAGCAGCUAAUGUAUCUUAACUUAAUCUACCUUGAAUAGCUUUUCUUGUGUGCCUCCUUUGCCCUGUCUGUCUCCAGACCCUGUCCCUUCACAGUGCAGCGGGACAUUCCAGACCAAUGCCCUGGAAAAGUGACUCACAGUUUGGUUUCAAAUUAAAUUUCAGAGCUAAUUGUGUUACGGCUGUAGAGGGCGAAGGGCAUAGUGACAGAACAGGUCCUACAUCAGGUCCUGAAUUAGGAUAUAACUCUUUGGCAGUGUGCUUCCAUGGCUUUUAGAUGGUAACACUCAAACUAUCAGUAUUUUCUGCACCAUCAUAGGGUUUUAUGUUCAUGUUGUGAAAAUUUUGUCUGUUAUUUUAGUUGCUGCUUUUGCUGAAGCUGUUGAAUCAAUCGGAAUACAUUUUAAAGUAUUAAUUUAUGAAAGACUUUUGGAUGUAGUGUUGGUUUAAAAUAAACUACUGAUUUGCUGAAAGUGAUACGACAAUCUGAACAGUUAUUGCUGCAGAAUUGCCUAUCAGUGCCUUUUUUCAUUAAUGGGGUUAGCAGGGUUGUGCAUUAGUUCAUGACAGCAGUGACCAGCUUUUAGAAAACGAGAUACGACUAUUUACUGGUUACGUCUAUUCUUUUUCAUCCAUUCUCUUUGUUCUUGUAAUGUAAAUUCUAAGGGCUGGAUGGUGUUGCAAAUUUUACAUAUUUUACAUUAUGGCCAAACAAGUCAUGGUUCCCCAUUAGAGGGCUGUAAAACUGUUGCAAACUGGAUUGCUUUUCAUUACAAAGAUCCCCCCCAAGUGCGUCAUCAAAUCCUGUAUGUGUUGUAAUGGUGAAUGCUG
Molecule: messenger RNA, 4397 nt
Organism: Periophthalmus magnuspinnatus
Lineage: Eukaryota; Metazoa; Chordata; Actinopteri; Gobiiformes; Gobiidae
Product: BLOC-2 complex member HPS6
Exons: 1
Coding region: 332-3007 (891 amino acids)
Biological process (GO): organelle organization; protein localization to membrane; melanocyte differentiation
Cellular component (GO): lysosomal membrane; BLOC-2 complex
Source: RefSeq, a predicted model, not a curated record